This is a messenger RNA of Eurytemora carolleeae, 3340 nucleotides long. RefSeq names its product RYamide receptor. The record is from RefSeq and is a predicted model, not a curated record. Lineage: Eukaryota; Metazoa; Arthropoda; Copepoda; Calanoida; Temoridae. Bases 29 to 1477 code for a protein of 482 amino acids. Gene Ontology annotation, cellular component: membrane. The transcript has 18 exons. Gene Ontology annotation, biological process: G protein-coupled receptor signaling pathway. Gene Ontology annotation, molecular function: G protein-coupled receptor activity.
AGAUUAAUUCUUAUCUAGAGAUACAGCCAUGAAGGUUGAAGAGCGUAUGUACAUGACCCAUCCUCAAGCUAACCUCUCGGAGUCCCCACUCUACACUGUCAUCGAUAACGAAACAUUUUGUCUGGACUUCACCCUCAGGGCGUAUAUUCACUGUUUCUUCCCUGUCCUUGGCGACCUACCUAACAGAACUUGGGAUAAUGGAUACGAGUAUUGUCUCAACUCUGAUCUUGAAGCUUUUGUCAUCUGCGAUCCUAUCAAACCUCCAGUUUAUAAGGUUCCAUUAUCUAUCAUCCUGGUUCUGUCUCUAUGCUACGGCGCGAUUUCUCUUCUCUCAAUCCUCGGGAAUACCUUCAUUAUCUACGUGAUCGUCAUAUCAAGGAGAAUGCAGACGGUGACAAACAUGUACAUUGCUAACCUUGCUUUUGCUGACGUUAUCCUUGCAGUUUUCUGUAUUCCAUUCCAGUUCCGAGCAGCGUUGGUCCAAAGAUGGGAUCUACCGGAGUUCAUGUGCAAAUUCUGCCCCCUAGUUCAGAUCGUAUCGAGGAACACACACAUCUAUAUAUAUACCUGGACCCUGGUUGCUAUCUGCUUGGAUAGACAUAAAGCCAUCAUCUAUCCUCUAGCUACUAAACAAACAAAGUCAAAUGCAAGGCUCGUCAUACUUGGUAUCUGGCUGAUGGCUAUUCUGACAGCUCUUCCUGUUGGGCCUGCUUACUCAUUUGAGGAGGUUCUUGAUCUUGAGAACGGUGGAAUGAAGCCGUUCUGUGCUGUCCGUGGAAGCAGUAUUGAAAUAAACAAGUUCGGGAAAAAUCUCACAUUUUCCCUUUUCCAGGUGUACUGUACUUUCCUGGUGGUGAUUGAGUACCUAAUACCUUUGGGAAUCUUAACAGCUGCGUACAUUAAUGUAGGACAGAAACUCUGGGGCGCUAAAACACCCGGACAGGCUCAUGUGGUGAGGGACGAUAGGAUUCUUAAAAACAAGAAGAAGGUGAUCAAGAUGUUGAUUACGGUAGUUGUGGUAUUUGCUGUCUGCUGGCUCCCAUACCAAUCAUAUUUCCUCAUCAACAUUAUUCAUCCUCCUGUCAACCAAUGGAAGUACAUCAACAUUCUGUUCUUCUGCUUCCACUGGCUGGCCAUGAGCAACUCCUGCUACAAUCCCUUCAUCUACGGGAUAUUCAGCGAGAAGUUUAAGCGUGAAUAUCGUCUUCGUUUAUCUUGUCUCAACUGCUUUACGAAGAACAACAACGCUAGCCCUGGAGGAUCAGACUUUGACGUUCCAACCGCUAAUAUCAUUCCAAGAGCCCCAGCCACCAGGUACUCUAUCCGAUCCUCUGUAAUUCCUCCUCACAGCGCUACCAUGCUCAGCCUAAAACACACUGAUGGCCGGUCAACACAGUUUAACAGAUCCCCACUUCUCCAAAACCAGAAACGCCACUCACUCCACGAGUCAAGAAUCUGCCAAGUCACAAAGCUAUAAACAGAAUCAGCUGAUUUAUACCUGUAAAGAAGAUCAGCUGAUUAUGAAGGUGGUCAGCUGACCAAAUGCGAGAAUGACGGAACAAAAAAUUAGAAAGAAACUAUUUAAUAAUGUGAAAAUAGAAUUAACUCUGUUUGAGAACUUAACAAAAAGAAAAUAGAAAAGAUGCAUAUGUGAAAGACGUACAUGUUAAACAUUCACAAAGCAUCUUUGUUCUUUAAAAGUGAUCAAAGGCCUAAGAAAACAACUGAAAAAUAUUACAGGGCCAUUUUCUUAUAAAAAGUUCAAAUUAUGAAAAGUAUAUUAAUUCAGAAAUCAAGAGACGAAAAAAAAUUAAGAAACUCAAAUUAGGGCGGAAUUGCGCAGAAUUGUGCGGAAUUGUGCGGAAUUGCGCUGAAUUGCGCGGAAUUGCGCGGAGUAUACAGGGCUCGUAAGUGUGCGCAAGUAAAAUUCACUUGCGUUGGAAACCUUACGCAAAAGUCAGAAAAGGUUGUUAUGAAGUUUCUCUCUAAGUUUGUUAAAUAAAUGUCAUAUUCCGCAAAUGCUGCAUUUUGUCAAACAUUAUUAUAGUUACAAUUAUCUAAUUAUUACAAUUGAGGGUCAUGACAUUAAUAAGAAAUGCCAAGACCGAUUUGAUUUUUAAACAUUUGGUCCUAGUCUACAGACCAAAUAAAAAUAACAUUAUCUUAAUUUCAUAUAAACGUAAUUGUAAAAGGUUAAAAAUGCCAUAUUGUUUUUAGAGUUAAUAUUAAAAAGUAUUUCGAUAACAAAAAAUUUUGACUAAAGUAAAUUAAUGUUUUAUGUCAAAUGUAUGUGACGAAUGUGUCUAUAUAAACAUUGUGUUAAAGUGGAUUUUGUCAUAACUAUUGUGUAAAAAGAAAACAGCAACGCAGUUUGUCUCUUUAUAUAGAAUUUAUCAAGAUAUUUUUAUGAUUCGGAGCUGGGAACUUUUGAUUCGGAGCUGGGAACUUUUGUUUCGGAGCUGGGAACUUUUGUGUUGGAUACUGACAAUCCUCAUCACUUGAUCUCGAUAUCCACUUUGGGCACUUGUAAUUUGAGGAUCUAUAAAAAUUAUACCUUUCCAUAUCUUCUUAGUUAUUCCUCCCAUGAUACAAUUUCCUUCAAUCAUUGACUGGGUCAGUAGGUACGAUAACUAUGCGGGAUAUAGAAUAAAGAUUAAAUUAAUCUGCAGAUUAACAAAAGAUCAAGAUCAAGCAUUGUUAUCGAUAUCCACAAUACGAGAGUUCCCUGCUCAGGUUCCAUUAAAAACUUUAAAUAUUUUUCUUUCUUUUAAUAAACUCCAAAUUUUGAAUAGAAUACAAUAAUUUAAUUACUUUAGAUACUUAAAAAUAUAAUUGUAACUUUAUUUAAAAAAGAAGUACUUCUAAAAAAGAAACUUCUUCAUCUUAAGGUUAAGUAUAUUCUUGAAGUACAAAUACUGUAUAUUCUAUUAUUGGUCUAAAAGUGGUAAAACCAUGAAAGGAGCAUUCAUUUUUAAUUAAUGUUUUAGAAAUAUGUCAAAGACAGAUAAAUUAGUAGAAACGUGAGUGUGACCAAAUGUAAUUUUAUAAAUCAAGUAGAAAUAUUGUAUAAGAAACCCUGGAACUAUAUAUACAUAUGGAAUAAAGAAAAUCUAGUAUUCUAUCCCAAACAAAAUAAACUUUCAUGAACAUGUUCUCUUAAUUUAUUGUAAGGUUUGACACAUCUGAAAAGUGAUGAAAUGUUUUGUUAUCAUGUAGUCUUAUGUAUUAAGUGUAUACAACCUUUUAAAUAAACAUAUUUAGAAGCGAGGAGCCAUUGUACCUGUGUCCUGUAUGUUGAAUUGUGAAAUAUUUAAAAACUGUUAAAUGUGCUAAAUGUUUA